UACGGAUAUACUACGUAUGUUUUCUUUCGGGAGGCGCAGCUUUUCAUACGACAAUGCGGCAAAAGCAAUUAACUCGUGCAGGGAGAGAAAGGAUGAGAUGAACAAGGCGGUGGAGCCGCCGUAUGUUUGAGUUGAAUAAAUAGAUCUGCAAUGGGCAUGGCUACAGUUCGUCAGUGACCAUGAAUUUCUCCGUUUUUAAGGCCGUGUUUGGCUGUUUACCGUUGUUGCUUGUUCAGCUAUUACUAGGUAGGGAGUAGUAGUGUUUUGGAUGGGUUGCAACGGGUCAAAGGCGGUUGAUACGGAACUGGUAAUCCGUUGCCGAGAGCGUAGAGAUCUUAUCAAGGCCGCCGCAGACUACCGCUACGACCUCUCCGCCGCACACGUCUCGUACUUCCACUCCCUCAAGGACGUUGGUGACGCCCUCCGCCGCUUCGUCGACGAGGAGCUUGCCGCCGCCUCUUCUUCGUCUCCGUCUUCACUCUCCUCCCCCUCAUUGAUUCUUCAUUCCCAUGAGCGUAAGCUCGGCGCUGAUGGGGAUGGUGAUGACACGGCUAAAAAAAGAAAAGGUAAGAAACCAAGAGAGUUAUCUGGUAACAUGAGCCCUAGUCACUGUGACUGUGAUGGCUGCGGAAAGGAAUCGCAUUUUUGUUUGUCGUCCGAUACGUCUGACGACGAGGAGCAUUUGCAUUUGCACAAAACUAGUCAAAGUAGCGGCCAUUUGCACAUAAAUGAAGAUGAAGGGCAUUUGUCUCCGUCUUCCCCUUUCAGGCAUCCAGAUUUGCCCAUGGGGACUCAGGGACCGUACGGAAUGAUGGAUCAAGAGGCCCCUCCACAAAUGGGAUUCUGGGACCCUUUCUAUAGCUUCAAUGCCCCCUUCAAUGGGCAGUUUCGGCCCUCUUAUGGUGGAAAUUCGAAUACAUAUGCAUUUUACAUGAAGAGACAUACCACAGGGACGAAGACAGUAAUUCAUGAUGCAGAAGCUGCUUCGUCCACUGGAUAUUCGAAUGAGUACUGGAGCUCCUCUUAUCAGAAUGGGCCCGUCUCUUUUGGAUACCCACCAUCAGGGCCAUAUGACGGUGAGAGUAGGAGGGUUCAGACUAUGAAGCCCACACCUCCAGAGGAGACUCCACCUCCUCCUUCCUCAAAUGCAUCUGUUUGGGACUUUUUGAAUCCGUUUGAUGGAAUUGACCAGGGGUACUCGAGUUACGUGCCUCAUGGAAGCCAUGUGUAUGGAUCUACUAGUAGCAGUCCCGAUUCGGAUGAAGUGAGGAAGAGGGAGGGGAUUCCUGAUUUGGAGGAUGAAACAGAAACCGAAAUUUUCAGGGAUGAACCUAAGGUGAAGAAGAUGAAUAAUGAAUUUAAGAAAAAGAGGGCAGGAAAGGGGUCUUUGGGUUCCAGUGAAGUGCCAUUGCAAAAGGGUGUUGCUGGUGUAGAGCAAUCACAGAAAAGCAUAGCCCGCAGAAAAUCAACUGAGUACACUGAAGACUACUUUGCUACAAAACCCACUAAACCCGGUGUGGGUACUCCAAUUUUGGAAGGCUCACCAUCUGAAAAUGGUGGGUGCUCUAUCUGUGAUGUAGGCUCAGUUGAUGUAUGGGAGGGGAAGGCCAGCUCUGACACCAUUGCAUCAAAGAGCCCUGAAGAUAGUAACAUGAAGACAAAAGGAGUGACAUUUGAUGUAGAUCACGACUUUGUAUCUUCAAAGUUAAGUAGUUUGAAUAAUACACCUGCACGUGGAACUAGAGAUCUUCGAGAGGUUGUUGCUGAAAUCAGAGACGAAUUUGAGAUUGCAUCAAGUUUUGGGAGAGAGGUAGCUGCGAUGCUUGAGGUUGGAAAGCUGCCUUACCACCCUACAUUCAUUCAAGGGCUCAUUUCCAGGAUUUUGCACUCAAUUGUUCCUUCAUCUUCAACUUUGUACACACAAGUAAGACUAGAUUCAAAAUUGUCAAAAUCCUAUUUUGGGGACGGCGCCCCAGCGGCCAGUCUGAAGGCUUUUUACCUUUCAUCUACAUUGGCCCAGCUAUACGAAUGGGAGAAGAAACUUUACAAAGAAGUAAAGGUGGAAGAACAAUUGCGGCUUGUGUAUGAAAGGCAAUGUCGAAAGCUAAAAGUUUUGGAUGAGCGAGGAAAAGAGUCGAGUAAGAUUGAUGCUGUUCAGGCUUCGAUUAGAAAAUCACUCACUAAACUCAACGUUUCUUUAAAAGCAAUUGAUUUUAUUUCAAGUAGGAUACACAACUUAAGGGAUGAAGAAUUACGACCCCAAGUUACAGAAUUAGUUGCUGGCCUGAUAAGGAUGUGGAGAUCCAUGCUUAAUUGUCAUCAAAAGCAGUUCCAAGCGAUUAGGGAGAGUAAAGUGCGUGCUCUGAAGGCAAACACUGGGUUCCAUGCAGAUUCCGCUUUGAGAGCUACUCAUGAACUUGAAUCGCAGCUUCUCGCAUGGUGCAGUCGCUUUAAUCAUUGGAUUUGCACUCAGAAGUCUUAUGUUGAGUCCUUACAUGGGUGGCUUCUUAGGUGUAUUUUUUAUGAGCCAGAAUUAACUCCUGAUGGACCUAUCCCCUUUUCGCCUGGCCGUUUGCAUGCACCUCCAAUUUUUGUAGUUAUUAAUGAUUGGAAUAUGGCAAUGGAAACCAUUUCUGAAACUCGAGUGGCGAUGAGUAUGAACAGUUUUGCUUCAAACUUGAGGAAACUAUGUGAAAGACAAGGCGAGGAGCAACAUCAGAGGCUUAGAGCUGAAUAUCUUUCAGAGGAUUACAAGAGACGACUUAAAAUGCUUAGGAUGGAGAAGGAAAGAACGGAGCAUGAUGGAGAUGCGGUGUCACAGAAGACUGGGGGCUCGAUGGUUCCAUCUGCAAAUGGGGGUUCACCGUUGGAUAGUAAAAAAGUUGACUUAGACAUGGUCCGGAAGAGGUUGGUUGAAGAGAAAUUAAAGCACAAGAAUACUUUAAAGCUGGUGCAUGAGGCAGCUUCAAAUAGUUUACAAGGCGGUCUGCUCCCGAUUUUCAAAGCUUUGGAGAAUUUCACAUUGGAAGCUGUGAAGGCUCAUGAGCAAAUCAGGUUACACUAUCUUAACCCAUGAGCUAUGAUGGAGUAUUUAUUAGUGAGCUAACUGAAAGCCGAUCUAACAUCUACCUGAAGGUUUUGUAUAAGUUGAUGGAAUAGGGGAAAUUUCUAAGUUUAUACUCAUAGUUUUUUGUUGCAGAAUUCUUCAUAGUUCUCUAAUCUCUCUAACCUGAUCGCUAGGCAAGUUGUACAGUGAUUAAGUUUAUUCAUUACUAACUGGGAUCUUAUUGAUCAAAUAAUAUUCAGCGAAAUAUAUGAAAAUUUUGUUUUGGCAGUU
This is a messenger RNA of Cuscuta europaea, 3337 nucleotides long. The record is from the annotation of a GenBank genome assembly. Lineage: Eukaryota; Viridiplantae; Streptophyta; Magnoliopsida; Solanales; Convolvulaceae.